This is a messenger RNA of Rhipicephalus sanguineus (brown dog tick), 2066 nucleotides long. RefSeq names its product ATP-dependent RNA helicase abstrakt (gene abs). NCBI's taxonomy places the organism in Eukaryota, Metazoa, Arthropoda, Arachnida, Ixodida, Ixodidae. The coding region runs from base 46 to 1941 and encodes 631 amino acids. Gene Ontology annotation, cellular component: spliceosomal complex. The record is from RefSeq and is a predicted model, not a curated record. Gene Ontology annotation, biological process: mRNA splicing, via spliceosome. The transcript is spliced from 16 exons. Gene Ontology annotation, molecular function: zinc ion binding; RNA helicase activity; RNA binding.
AUCGUGCACAAGUUGCGCGCAUCGUCAUCGGUGUCACGUUGUAAAAUGGACGGUAGAGUUGAAAGUUCUGUAGAGAACACCGACUCUCAGAGCGAAAAUGCGCAUGCAACUGCGAGGAAAAGAUUCCGGAGAGAAGAAAGCAAGAGCAGUAGUGACUCUGACACUGAUUACACACCAUAUGUACCCCUCAAGGAAAGAAGGAAGCAACAGCUUGGUAGACUGGGCCGUCUGCAUGCCAUAUUGCUGGAGGAAAAACGUGACAAAUCCAGCACUGCUACCGAUGAGGAUGACGACCAGCGGGACGAGUACGGCCGUAAAUCCAACAUCAGUCUGCUUGACCAACACACAGAGCUCAAAAAGAAAGCUGAAGCUCGUAAAGAGAGUGCACUGGAGAAACAACUCAAGGAAGAAGAGAAAAUCUUGGAGAGUGUAGCUGAACGAAGAGCACUCAUGGGUGUGGCUGAGUUGGCCAAAGGCAUCCAGUAUGACCAGCCAAUCCAAACAGGGUGGCGCCCCCCUGCCUACCUGGUCAAUACAACUCUUGAGCAGCAGGAGAAAGUGCGCCAGAAAUAUCGAAUUCUGGUUGAAGGUGAGGGGAUCCCUGCACCAAUUACAACAUUCAAGGAAAUGAAGUUUCCUCGAACAAUUCUGAGCAGCUUACGCCACAAAGGCAUUACAAAACCCACACCUAUCCAAAUGCAGGGUGUGCCGGCUGUGCUUUCUGGACGGGACAUGAUUGGAAUUGCCUUUACUGGCUCUGGCAAGACCUUGGUAUUUGUGCUACCCCUCCUGAUGUUCUGUCUGGAACAGGAAAAGCGGCUUCCCUUUAUUCAGAAUGAAGGACCGUACGGCCUCAUAGUGUGUCCUUCGCGAGAGUUGGCCAAGCAGACCUUUGAAAUUGUGAGCUUCUUUGUGCGUGACUUGGAGGGUGCUGGCUACCCCAGCCUUCGAGGCUGCCUCUGCAUUGGAGGCACUUCCGUGAGGGAACAGCUGGAAGUGGUGCGAAGGGGUGUGCACGUGAUGGUAGCAACGCCUGGCCGGCUCAUGGACAUGCUGGACAAGAAGAUGGUGAACCUGGACAUGUGUCGCUACCUGUGCCUUGAUGAGGCUGAUCGCAUGAUUGACAUGGGCUUUGAGGAGGAUGUCCGCACCAUCUUCUCUUUCUUUAAGGGCCAAAGGCAGACCUUACUUUUCUCAGCCACCAUGCCAAAGAAGAUCCAAAACUUUGCUCGCAGUGCUUUGGUGAAGCCCAUCACAGUAAAUGUGGGGCGCGCAGGAGCAGCCAGUUUGGAUGUGGUCCAGGAGGUUGAAUACGUUAAGCAGGAGGCCAAGAUUGUGCACUUGCUUGAAACACUCCAGAAGACGGCACCACCAGUUCUUAUUUUUGCAGAAAAGAAACAAGAUGUGGAUGCCAUUCAUGAGUACCUGCUUCUCAAAGGUGUGGAGGCAGUGGCCAUCCAUGGUGGCAAAGAUCAGGAAGAGCGGUCACGAGCAGUAGAUGCAUUUCGGCGGGGUGAGAAAGAUGUUUUAGUUGCAACAGAUGUAGCAUCAAAGGGCCUUGACUUCGAGAACAUACAGCAUGUCAUAAAUUAUGACAUGCCAGAAGAUAUUGAGAACUAUGUGCACCGCAUUGGCCGUACUGGACGUUCUGGUCGAGUGGGAAUCGCAACAACCUUCAUCAACAAGUCUUGUGAUGAAUCUGUGCUUUUAGACAUGAAACAUUUGUUGCUAGAAGCCAAGCAAAAGGUUCCACCGUUCCUUCUGGCCCUGCAGUCUGAGAAUGAGAAAUAUCUGGAACUUGGAGAGGAACGUGGUUGCUCCUACUGUGGGGGUCUUGGACACCGCAUCACCGACUGUCCCAAACUGGAAGCUAUGCAGAGCAAACAGGCAUCCAACAUUGGCCGCAGAGAUUACCUGGCCAAUAACAGUGCCGAUUGGUGAAGCAGCCAUUGGUCACACUUCAGUGAAGCUUGUGGAUUUCGACAUGUAUUGUGGGGGCACAGAUCUCAGCUGCCCUUUUUAAUGCGGAAAAGGUGCUGUUCACAUAAUAAAGAAUUCAUGGUGCA